UUCAACUUUUUCCAAUAUAUUACCCAACCACUUGGCCCCAUUUACUCAAAUCAUAAAAAUAUUUAUAUUAACUGAAUAAAGGGCAGAUUGUUUAUGGUAACUCCCCCCAUUAAAUUUAAAUUUGUAGUUUGCAUGUACACUCCGUUGCUGAAUUCUCUGUUGCUUUUCUGGCAACAACUGCUUCCCCUGCCCACUCCCCCUUUUCCCGUUCACUGAACAAGCCUAUACCUAGAAAGCCUCUCGUCUGCCUCGCCUCAUCAGAUUCCAUUCGAGGAAGAACGGAGAAUGUCCAAGGUCUGGACGGGAGUCGGCGCGUGGGCACUUGAAGCGGAGCGCGCCGAGGCCGAGGAGCGCGAGCGUGCAGAAGUAGCAACAUCGGCCUCGGUGUUCUCUUCCGGCCAUCCCACUCUCCACGAUGGCGAGCCAUCCCAUAGCUUCCCUAGUCUCAAGGAGGCUGCCACUAAGCCCAAGAAGAAGAAAGGUGUCACGCUUACUCUUUCGGUGUUCACCACCGGAACAUUCGUCGGUCCCGGCGGUGCUCGCAGAGAACCAGUUUUCGAACCGAAGGGCCUUACUCCCGAUGAGAUGCUCUGCCUUCCCACUCGUCCCCGUGAGCGCUCCGCCGGGGAGCUUGAGAGCACUCGCCUUGGUGACAGCUUCCGCAACUACGGUUAUGGAAGUGGAGCAGCCGCUCCUCCUCGCCGGCGACCCGAUCGGGGACCCGAUUUCGGUAAGGACGAUGAAUCGAGGAGGGGUCCCCUCAGACCCUCUGAUUUCGAUCUGCCAUCGAGGGCCGACGAGGUUGAUAACUGGGCUUCGUCCAAGAAAUUUGCUCCGACUGUGGAUUCUGUUCGGCAAGAGCGCUACGGCUUUUUUAGGAGCGGGGACUCCUCGAAGGCGGAUGAGAUUGAUAACUGGUCUUUUGGAAAGAAAUCGGCUCCUCCUCCUCCUCCUCAUAACAGGUACUCUGGCUUGGGAUCUGGAUUCAGAGAUACUCUCAUGUCCGGUCCGGAUUCUGAUCGAUGGUUUAGAGAAAGCAGGGGAUCUCUUUCGAGCAAUGGGGCGCGAGGAAGGCCGAGACUCGUCCUUGAUCCUCCGAAGAAGAAUUCUGUAUCAAUGCCUGAACCAACUCCUUCAAGACCGAGUCCGUUUGGUGCUGCUAGGCCGAGGGAAGAGGUUUUGUCUGAGAGGGGUUUGGAUUGGAGAAAAAUUGAGACAGAGAUUGAGAUGAAGAAAUUUGUGAGGACUGCAAGCUCUCAGUCCAGCAGACCAUCCAGUGUGCAUUCAAGUGGAGCUGCGAGCCCGGUUUCACAGGUGUCCGUGGAAGGUGUAGCUCCAAAGCCUCGGCCUAGGGUGAACCCCUUUGGUGAUGCAAAGCCUCGGGAGCUUAUUUUGGAAGAGAAGGGCAUGGAUUGGAGGAAGAUUGACAUGGAGCUUGAGCAUCGCGGGAUUGAAAGGCCUGAAACAGAUGAAGAAAAGGUUCUUAAGGAAGAGAUUGAUCUUUUAAAGAAGGAACUUGCUAAGAGAAAAGUUGAUCUUGACUCUGCACUAAGUUCUACUGAAGAAAUAAACACUUUGUGCGGGCAGAUAAGCCAAAGGGAGAAGGAGCUCUACUGCCUGAUUAGCGAGUUGGAUGACAAAGUUCGAUUUGGUCAAAGGGGUGCCAUUGAUUUCAGGCCUGGUUCUGGAUCAGGUAGGAUCCCUUUCUCUGCAGAUAGGUCACCUUCUCAGUCUGGUAUUUCAGAUGAUUCAAGGAACAUGGAGUUAUUGGACAGACCUCGAUCACGUGGGAGGGUUGAUUUCUGGAGCAGGCAGAUGGACGGGCAACGAGGAUUUCAACGAUUCAGGGAUUCCAAUUUUCUUUCCAGUGGAUAUACUAACAGGUCAAUAUCUCGGGGAGGAUGGUGAAAGAACUAAGGUCGAAAUAUUUCUUUCUUCUAAUACCCAAAAAUAUCAUAUCAUUUUAAAUUUUUUUUUUUUAGUUUUUGUUCUUCCAUUUUGAGCUGGAACAGUCAGUAGAUGCCAUUGCUAGCAAAAUUUGAUUUUUCUUUUCCUUUUUUUUUAAUCUCGUAAUUAAUUGCGGCCUUGAUGUGGUGUAUGAUUUGAAAUUUUCCAUUUCAAGGCAAUGCAUGGGCUGUCCAACUGACCGGUCUAAAUGUACUAUAAAAGAUAUAUACGGUCUUUCUUCGUAAUCAUCUUGUUGCAAUCUAAUCGCUCAUCCUAUAGCAAAUGAACUUUUUUGAUUCGAUAAUAUGAAUCAAUUCCUGCAUUUGUCUCUCUUUUAUUGUUCGGCACAAAUCUUUAAAAUCGCCGACUCCCGAUCCAACUUGUGUUCAGAUAAAAAAUAAAUUAAGCUGAACUUGGAUAGGAUUU
Molecule: messenger RNA, 2373 nt
Organism: Phalaenopsis equestris
Lineage: Eukaryota; Viridiplantae; Streptophyta; Magnoliopsida; Asparagales; Orchidaceae
Product: eukaryotic translation initiation factor 4B1-like
Molecular function (GO): translation initiation factor activity; mRNA binding
Source: RefSeq, a predicted model, not a curated record